ACCGAGUCCGGAGUGGUUCAAGAUGCUCAGCUACGACCCGUCCCUCCCCGAGCCUGUGGUCCCACGGCCACCUACCGAGCCGCCGACCACCACCCCCACCACGGGGGCGCUGACGAGGGUCGCACCGGGCAAGGGUGUCCCGCACGGUGAGCGACCCAAGGAGGAGCCACCCAAGGAGGAGCCACCCAAGGCUGAGUCACCCAAGGAGGAACCAACCAAGGCUGAGCCACCCAAGGCUGAGCCACCCAAGGCUGAGUCACCCAAGGCUGAGUCACCCAAGGAGGAGCCACCCAAGGCUGAGCCACCCAAGGCUGAGUCACCCAAAGAGAAGCCACCCAAGGCUGAGUCACCCACGGCUGAGUCACCCAAGGGGGAGCCACCCAAGGCUGAGCCACCCAAGGAGGAGCCACCCACGGCUGAGUCACCCAAAGAGGAGCCACCCAAGGCUGAGCCACCCAAGGCUGAGCCACCCAAGGCUGAGCCACCCAAGGCUGAGUCACCCAAAGAGAAGCCACCCAAGGCUGAGUCACCCAAGGAGGAGCCACCCACGGCUGAGUCACCCAAAGAGGAGCCACCCAAGGCUGAGCCACCCAAGGCUGAGUCACCCAAAGAGGAGCCACCCAAGGCUGAGCCACCCAAGGCUGAGUCACCCAAAGAGAAGCCACCCAAGGCUGAGUCACCCAAGGCUGAGCCACCCAAGGCUGAGCCACCCAAGGCUGAGUCACCCAAAGAGGAGCCACCCAAGGCUGAGUCACCCAAGGCUGAGUCACCCAAAGAGGAGCCACCCAAGGCUGAGCCACCCAAGGCUGAGUCACCCAAAGAGAAGCCACCCAAGGCUGAGUCACCCACGGCUGAGUCACCCAAGGGGGAGCCACCCAAGGCUGAGCCACCCAAGGAGGAGCCACCCACGGCUGAGUCACCCAAGGAGGAGCCACCCAAGGCUGAGCCACCCAAGGCUGAGUCACCCAAAGAGAAGCCACCCAAGGCUGAGUCACCCAAGGCUGAGCCACCCAAGGAGGAGCCACCCAAGGCUGAGUCACCCAAGGAGGAACCAACCAAGGCUGAGUCACCCAAAGAGAAGCCACCCAAGGCUGAGUCACCCACGGCUGAGUCACCCAAGGGGGAGCCACCCAAGGCUGAGCCACCCAAGGAGGAGCCACCCACGGCUGAGUCACCCAAGGAGGAGCCACCCAAGGCUGAGCCACCCAAGGCUGAGUCACCCAAAGAGAAGCCACCCAAGGCUGAGUCACCCAAGGCUGAGCCACCCAAGGAGGAGCCACCCAAGGCUGAGUCACCCAAGGAGGAACCAACCAAGGCUGAGCCACCCAAGGCUGAGCCACCCAAGGAGGAGCCGCCCAAGGCUGAGCCACCCACGGCUGAGCCACCCAAGGCUGAGCCACCCAUUGAGCCUCCAAAAGAGGAGCCACCCACUAUUCCACUUACAAUAACAGAGAAACCCAAGAAAGAGCCAGCCAAAGAUAAACAACCUAUAGCUGUGCCACUCACAGAGGAGCCACCUAAAGUGGAGCCACCUAAAGUGGAGCCACCUAAAGUGGAGCCACCCACAACUGAGACGACAACGACUGAGCUAUCCCAGAAAGGGUCAGCCAAAGAGAAGUCACCCAAGAAGGCGUCAUCCACCACACAGUCAUCCACCACCAAGCCAUCCACCACACAGUCAUCCACCGCUCAGUCAUCCACCACUCAGUCAUCCACCACACAGUCUACCACCACCCAGCCAUCCACCACGCAAUCAUCCACCACCCAGCCAUCCACCACACAGUCUACCACCACUGUGCCUCCCAAGAAGGGGUCAUCCACCACACAGUCUACCACGACCCAGUCAUCCACCACACAGUCAUCCACCACACAGCCAUCCACCACACAGUCAUCCACCACACAGUCUACCACCACGCAGCCAUCCUCCACUCAGUCUACCACCACUGUGCCUCCCAAGAAGGGGUCAUCCACCACACAGUCAUCCACCACGCAGUCAUCUACCACCCAGCCAUCCACCACACAGUCAUCCACCACACAGCCAUCCACAACGCAGUCUACCACCACCCAGCCAUCCUCCACUCAGUCUACCACCACUGUGCCUCCCAAGAAGGGGUCAUCCACCACACAGUCAUCCACCACGCAGUCAUCCACCACACAGCCAUCCACAACACAGUCAUCCACCACACAGUCAUCCACCACACAGCCAUCCACAACGCAGUCUACCACCACCCAGCCAUCCUCCACUCAGUCUACCACCACUGUGCCUCCCAAGAAGGGGUCAUCCACCACACAGUCAUCCACCACGCAGUCAUCCACCACUCAGUCAUCCACCACACUGUCAUCCACCACACAGUCAUCCACCACGCAGUCAUCUACCACCCAGCCAUCCACCACACAGUCUACCACCACACAGCCAUCCUCCACGCAGCCAUCCACCACUCAGUCUACCACCACUGUGCCUCCCAAGAAGGGGUCAUCCACCACCCAGCCAUCCACCACGCAGUCAUCCACCACACAGUCAUCCACCACGCAGUCAUCCACCACCCAGCCAUCCACCACACAGUCUACCACCACACAGUCAUCCACCACACAGUCAUCCACCACCCAGCCAUCCACCACCCAGCCAUCCACCACGCAGUCUACCACCACUGUGCCUCCCAAGAAGGGGUCAUCCACCACACAGUCAUCCACCACACAGUCAUCCACCACACAGUCUACCACCACCAAGCCAUCUACCACACAGUCUACUACCACACAGUCAUCCACCAUCAAGUCAUCCACCACACAGUCAUCCACCACACAGUCUACCACCACUCAGUCUACCACCACACUCCCGAGUGAUCCACUAAACAAGAAGGCGGGUAAACAGUAAAGAUAACAGAUAGGAGAGAGAUAAGCAAUAGCAUAGAGGUAAGAGAUAGGAGAGAUGAUGGAUAGGAGAGACGAGAGAGGAGAGAAAGAUGUGAUAGGAGGAAGAUAUGAGAAAGAGAGAGAUACGAGAUAGGAUGGAGAUAAGUUAUAGCAGAAAGAUAAGAAAUAGCAAAGAGACACUAUAGGAGAAAUAUAAGGCACAGAGAGAGAGAUAUCAGCCAGACUCAAUUAUUUGGGGGAAACCCUAUGCGCAAAUAAGUCCAUUGCAGGGGGGGUCGGCAAAUAAAAUAACGAGAAGAGAUUUUUUUCGAAUUUGGCAAUAUUACAAGAGCCCCAUUGUAAGUGGUGAGUAUGAGGCGGUGGUGGGCCUUGAUAAGAAACGUCACGAAGCAGUCGUUAAAGAUCUGCGGGUUGGCCGAGUCCCCUCUCCUGGUUGGUGCUGGGGCGAUGUGGACUUUCCCGAAUUUUGUCCACCAAGGGAAUCGUCGCUGACGCAGAAAGGGCCGCUCGGCACUUUUUUUUCCACACCCAGCCACGACGCAGCAAAAAAACCGUCCAAAUUUGCCUUCAAUCGGAGAGUCGCCAGCCACAUCGGCCUCGCAGCUGAGAUUUCAACGGGCAAACGAGCGGACGAAAUCCCAAUCGAUCCCACUAGGAACGGACGAAUUAGCUCGUCCGUUCCAAGCGGUUAUACAAACAUGCUGACGGAGCAGCGGUCCACUGAUUAGGUCUAAAACUAAAGAGCUCUGCAACAAAACAGCGCAAAGACAAAGUGCCGGGCAUGCCGCGGGAUCGCACACGGGAGAGGCUGCGGCAUUUUCGAACUUUAGUUUCUAUGGGACCCUUU
Messenger RNA from Petromyzon marinus (sea lamprey), 3718 nucleotides. RefSeq lists its product as uncharacterized. The record is from RefSeq and is a predicted model, not a curated record. Lineage: Eukaryota; Metazoa; Chordata; Hyperoartia; Petromyzontiformes; Petromyzontidae.